Coccidioides immitis RS is the source of this 165-nucleotide messenger RNA. RefSeq lists its product as uncharacterized. The record is from RefSeq and is a predicted model, not a curated record. The transcript has 2 exons. NCBI's taxonomy places the organism in Eukaryota, Fungi, Ascomycota, Eurotiomycetes, Onygenales, Onygenaceae. Bases 1 to 165 code for a protein of 54 amino acids.
AUGGCUCAUGAUUAUGAUUAUCUUGCUGUGAGUUCAAGUGAAGAUAACAACAGUCCACCUGCUCCAGAGAAGAUGAGAAAAAAUGAUUUUGAGAUUGUGAUGUUCUCUGAUGAGAAUAAUAAGAAGAACAAUGAGAUGGAGAAUGAUUGGAUUAUUAAUAUCUAG